GUAGGAGGCAAAGGCGAAGAUUAGAUUGAUUUCAAAGAAACUUGGGAAAAGUUAAAAGGAAAAAAAAAUUCCAGAUCACAUGUCAAUGGUGAAAAGUACCUGGACAUCAUUACCUUGACAUAAUUAUACCCCGAUCAAAAGCAAGCAGAUGCAUUUCCCUUCAACUCUACUGCUUCAUUCCUACUCCUAGUUAUUUUAUUGCCUUGAGAUGCUUGAUACGCUACUAUAAAUAUGGUUUCGGGGUGUGUUCUUUAAGUGCGUUAAGUUGGCUUGAGAAGAGUGGCUAUAGAUUUAGAAUAUCUCUAGAGAAACUAAGUAGCGUUGGAGGAAUGGAGAUCCCGGUAAUCAACCUAGGAGAGAUGGAGGGAGUGAGGAAAAGCGAAACAAUGUCACUUCUCCACGAGGCAUGCGAGAAGUGGGGGUUCUUUUGGCUCGAAAACCAUGGGGUUGAUGAGAGCCUUAUGGAUAAGGUCAAGGCAUUGGUGAACCAGCACUACGAGGAGAGCAUGAAGGAAAGCUUCUACAGUUCAGAGCUGGCAAAAGAAUUGGGGCCUAAUAUCAAAGCCUCUGAAGUAGACUGGGAGUGCAGCUUCUUCUAUCGCCAUCAACCGGACUCCAACAUCAACGACAUUCCUGAACCACUUCGUGAAGCAAUGCAGGAAUUCGUUGCGCAAUUGAUCAAGUUGGCUGAAAGGCUUGCAGAACUUCUGAGCGAGAACCUUGGACUGGAAAAGGAUUACUUGAAGAAGGCAUUCUCUGAGCCAUUUGUUGGAACAAAGGUGGCGAAGUACCCAAAAUGCUCUGACCCAGAGAUGGUAAUGGGGCUCCGAGGCCACACUGAUGCUGGUGGAAUCAUCCUAUUGCUCCAGGAUGACCAGGUCCCAGGUCUUGAGUUCUUAAAAGACGGGGAGUGGGUGGCAAUACCUCCAACAGAGGGUUACAGAAUCUUUGUGAACCUUGGUGAUCAAGUGGAGGUGGUGAGCAAUGGCAUCUACAAGAGUGUUCGGCACCGUGUCCUUGCUGACAAAAACGGGAGCCGGUUAUCCAUUGCCACAUUCUAUAAUCCUGGCGCUAAUGCCGUGAUUUCCCCGGCUUCGAGGCUGGUUUAUCCAAGCUGCUACCGUUUCGAAGACUACCUCAAUUACUAUACCACCACCAAGUUUUCAGACAAGAUCGCUAGGUUCCAAAACAUAAAGGAGAUGCUUGUGUGAUUACAGUAGCGGGACUAGGCUGCUUGGUAUUGCUGCUGAAUAAGAAAAAUCUUCCUCCUAAAGUUUGUGGUGAUAUCGUAGCUGCUGAAGGAUAGAUGCAUUUGUAAUCUGUGAACCAGUGUUUUCUAAAUACUAGAGUGAUAUUGGUAGUGUGUAGAUUCUGUUUUUGAGUUAGCAAUCCAUGGACAGCAUCUUACUAUCUAUUGUUUUUCUGUGUUUUACUAGAUUGAUUAAUAUAAAUACCAUGUUUGUCU
Messenger RNA from Elaeis guineensis (African oil palm), 1465 nucleotides. Its product is annotated as 1-aminocyclopropane-1-carboxylate oxidase 1. Lineage: Eukaryota; Viridiplantae; Streptophyta; Magnoliopsida; Arecales; Arecaceae. The record is from RefSeq and is a predicted model, not a curated record.